UUGUGCCAGAGCUGAAUAAUGAUGAUCCCAGCACACUUAUAAAGAGAAGCAGAGAGCUCACCACAGAGGUGUUCCUUGCUGCCCUGGUCCUCUGCGGAGCAUCACUGCACCUCGCCCACCAAGGUGCAUUUCCCACCUGCAUCCCAGUGCAGCCAUGCUGGGCACGGCAGUGCGGCUCUCGGUCCUGCUCAGCCUCUUCAGCGUUGGGAAAGGCCAGAUGUUUCACAUGGGACCGUGCCCAGAUCCAUCUGUUCAAGAAGACUUUGAUAUCAACAAGUAUCUGGGGAAAUGGUACGAGAUAGAGAAGCUGCCCUCAACUUUUGAGAAAGGAAGCUGCAUCCAGGCAAAUUACUCAUUGAAGGAGAAUGGGAAGUUCAAGGUGAUCAACAAGGAGAUGCUUGCCAAUGGCAGAAUCAAUGAAGCUGAAGGAGAGCUCAUGCACAUGGAUGUGAAGCAGCCGGCCAAGCUGGGCGUGCGCUUUAACUGGUUCAUGCCUGCUGCCCCUUACUGGGUCAUCUCCACUGACUAUGAAAAUUACUCCCUGGUUUACUCCUGCACCAACAUCCUCUGGCUCUUCCACAUGGACUACGCCUGGAUUCUGUCAAGAGCUCCUGACAUGCACCCAGAAACCGUGGAGAACCUGAAGGGAGUUCUCCAGUCCUACAAGAUCGACACCGAUAAAAUGAUCCCCACUGACCAGGCCAACUGCCCUGCUGAGAUGUAACUCCUGGCAUGCAGUGACACGGCACCAGACAGAGACAAACUUUGUUGCUUGCUUUAUUAUCCAUUAGAAUUUCUCUGUGUACCUGAGAAUUUUAAUAACAUUAGUUUCCUCUUUGCUAACAGUAGUGUGCCAGCCCAGAUGUACUCCUUGCUGCCAUUCCCUGUAUUGCUCUUCCCCCUCUUUUUGUCUUUCUCUGACUUUUGUAGCAUAACUGAGUCAGUGCUAAUGGGUAAAAGAGAGAAGCCCUGCAGUGCAGACCUGAAACUCUGCUGCUGCUGUGAGUUCUCCAGUAUGGGGAUGGGAAAGGGUUUGAGAUGUGAUGUGCAAAUAUUAGUCCUGAGGAAAAAUUGUUCAUCACACAGCCCCAUGUUCAUUUCCAAAUUUUGUCUUGAUGCCUCUGGGCCUGCCAGGAAUCUGCAGUGUCUGAGCUACACUGUGGGCACUGCCUUAGCAUAGCAACAUCCAGACAUGGUGGGUCAGUCCUGCAGCCUGGGAACAGUCCUGAGGCUGGGGGUCUUGAGAGUUU
This is a messenger RNA of Melozone crissalis (California towhee), 1250 nucleotides long. It is a transcript of the gene APOD, whose product is annotated as apolipoprotein D. Gene Ontology annotation, biological process: tissue regeneration; brain development; lipid transport. Bases 155 to 724 code for a protein of 189 amino acids. The transcript is spliced from 5 exons. NCBI's taxonomy places the organism in Eukaryota, Metazoa, Chordata, Aves, Passeriformes, Passerellidae. Gene Ontology annotation, molecular function: cholesterol binding. The record is from RefSeq and is a predicted model, not a curated record.